AUGGCAACAGACUUAUUUUUUUGCAGCGGUUCAAUUAAAAUGCGUUUACAACACUUACUAUAUCUGAUUCAAUUGUCCAAUUAUCCAACAGUCUCUAACGAAUCAAUCUCAAUGAAGUUGGUUUCAAUGUUGAUGUGCAUUUGUGCAUGUUUUGUUGGUUUUGGUUUCGAAUUUAGUUUCGGAUUGGAUACAAAUGGUAUCCAUUCUUUAGAUAACGAUGUUAGAGGUUGCCGUUUAGAGAAACAGGUCAAAAAGGAGGAUUUGAUUUCACUUACCGAUCAAUUCAAAAAGUAUGUCCCUUUGGAUGAGAGAUCAUUUGAAAGUAAUGGGCUAAUUUAUUCUGGUAUGUUUAUUGAUCAUUUUCUUUCAAAAUUAAGUGCCUACUAUGAUAUAUACACUUUAAGGUACGAUGCAGUCGUGCCUUUGAUGCCCUUACCGAAUGAGUCUCACCUAAGAGUCAAAGGACAAAACUUUGAAUUAAAAUCAUACCCCUUGGCUUCAUCGUUCUACAAAUAUACAAAUAAUUUAAGGUUUCUAGAGAGGCAAGGAUGUGAUCCAGACGAUUACACCAUGUAUGCAAAUGAUACAGUCUUGAUAGUUCAAGAUGGAGGUUGUAGCAUUUACAAGAAAAGUGCUUUGGCUUGUUAUAAUGGGGCAGCAGCAUUGAUUGUUAGUAGCUCGCUGUUUUCUAUUACUGAAAAUAUUCUGAAAAGAUACCAAUAUAUCAUGGAUUCUACUUUCAAAAUUUAUGGAAAUGACUCUAAUAUGAUCCGAUGUUUAGUAAGACCAUUUCCAGCUGCUCUAAUGAAGACGGUCGAUCUUAAUGAAUUGAAGCUAUUAUUCUCUUACGGGAAAGAUAAUGUUUACAUAGGAUUUGAGCAGGGAUAUCACAAUUAUGCAGGUACAGCAUCAAAUAUUCUAGCAAUAAGUAAAGAUGGUAACCCUUCCAAUAUUGUUAUGGCAGGCGCAAAUUUCGAUUCAUUUCCAGACUCACCUGGAAUGAAUGAUAAUGGUUCUGGAAUCAUCUCGCUUCUUAAUAUUGCGAAGUAUUUAACUAAAUCUAAGUUAAAGAACAAGGUUGCAUUUGCAUUCUGGGGUUCGAAGGAAACAACCCCACAAGGUCACCUUAAUCCAAUUCUGGAUUAUUUCCGAGAUCACCUAAAAUUAUAUCUUAAUUAUGAUACCUUAGGAUCAUCUAAUUAUUUUCCUCAUAUAUUUUUUCCAUCGAAGUCUGAACUAUAUGAAAAUUUCACGAAGAAGCAAUUUGAACGGGAGAACCACAUAGCUGCUACUCAUUUAGAAUUUUUCCAAAAGAAUAACAUUUCAUGGAAGCCUUUCUAUGACAUGGAGCUUGAUGAAGAUUACUUCAGAAAAGUGUAUGGUGUUCCCGUCGGGGGACUCUUUUCAGGGUCAAAGGCUAAUAAAACAAAGGAGGAGAUACUUUUGACAAAUGGUACUGAAGGUCCCUAUGAUGCCUGCAAUCAUUUAUCGUGCGAUACAGAGAUAAAUUUUGAAGCACUUUUCAUCAAUACCCGGGCUGCUGCUUUCGCUGUUGGAAACUAUGCUGCUAAUUUAACUGGUUUUGAAGAUAAAGAACUUCUUCUUUAUGGUUAUGAUUAUCAUUAUGACUUCGAUAAUUUUGAUCUUCUUCUAGAAUAUUAUAACCAGCUUUAA
Scheffersomyces coipomensis is the source of this 1674-nucleotide messenger RNA. RefSeq lists its product as uncharacterized. NCBI's taxonomy places the organism in Eukaryota, Fungi, Ascomycota, Pichiomycetes, Serinales, Debaryomycetaceae. The coding region runs from base 1 to 1674 and encodes 557 amino acids. Gene Ontology annotation, biological process: proteolysis. Gene Ontology annotation, molecular function: metalloexopeptidase activity. The record is from RefSeq and is a predicted model, not a curated record. The transcript has a single exon.